This is a messenger RNA of Aspergillus heteromorphus CBS 117.55, 741 nucleotides long. RefSeq lists its product as uncharacterized. The coding region runs from base 1 to 741 and encodes 246 amino acids. The transcript has 2 exons. The record is from RefSeq and is a predicted model, not a curated record. Lineage: Eukaryota; Fungi; Ascomycota; Eurotiomycetes; Eurotiales; Aspergillaceae.
AUGCCCGUCAACCAUGGAUGGAAUGGCCGGUGGAGCAGACGUAGUCACGCGGCCGCCCGGUCGUGGUUACCCUUACAUGAUUACAUCCUGGUAUUGCUGGGUAUUAUCUAUUGGUUUGGGAACGGGUAUCCCCGUACCCGGGCCGUAUGGUAUUAUGUCGGGAAAUCCUCGCUUGUCUCGGUUUCAUCCAUGAUCCAUCUCGCCUCAAUCAAGUCAGCUCGGUUGAGACUUGAGUCCGUUCGCCAUCCGGCCCCGUCCGCCGUCGCCGUCGCCAUCGCCAUCGCCAUCGCCAUCGCCAUAGCCACAACUCGCAAACCACAGCAGCUGGAGAGGCGGGAUGGAGACAUCGUCGGCGGUGGACAACUGUCAUAUCAGAGAAGCCCCAAGCCAAGGAAGGGUUCUUCGGCCAUGGUCCCAUCCGGUCACAAGCCCUCGCGCGCGCUCUUCCCUGGGUGGAGCGCGACUGCAUGCACCGAUGCGGGGGUCGAGGAACGCUUUCCACUGGCUGGCGGGCGGGCUGCUGUUCAACGCUCCCCGGUGAAUGCGUCCCUCCGUCGAGCGGAGCUCGUUCACGACUUGCUGCUGCUGCUGCUGCUGCUACUGCUGCUACUCCUGAUCCUGCUCCUGCUCCUAGCCUCCUCCAUUUGCUGUUGGGGAUCCAUCCUGCAGGCUCUGCUCGAGCUCGUGUUGAUAAACCGGAUUUACAGGCUUAGCAGCUCGGUCGCGCGUCUAGAUAGAUAG